GAUGUGUUCUCAACAAAUGUUCGCUAUAACGCUGAUCUAACGAGAACGACAUUCCCGAACACUAUUGACGCAUAUGAAAUAGGGCAAAAUAUUGGCUAUGGCUGUAACGCUGCUGUUUACGCUUUGAAGGUCCGUGAUGGUAGAGAACCAAGUACUUCAUCUAAUCUAGGUAGCAUUCAGAACCGCAAUUUCCCUGAAGACGAUUCUCAUUCAGUACAGAAAUAUCCACUUGCUCUGAAAUUGAUGUAUAAUUUCGCCUUGGAUUUGUGCCCUCGACUAGGCGACAACUACCUAUGGCGCUCUAUGGGUGCUGAACUUGUACCAUUACCAGAAAGUACCAUUAUCCUGAACGGAAGGAUGGGCAGGUACAAGCCCUUACCUGCUUUUCACCCAAAUGUUGUACGAGUACUUACUGCAUUCGUCGACCGUAUGCCGAUUUUGGAAGAUGCUAAAUUGGUAUAUCCUGACGCACUUCCAUCCGCUCCGUUCUAUGAGAUGAUCAUUAAUGAACCUAGGACGAUGUUCGUCGUGAUGAAGAGGUAUCGCAUGACAUUGCGAGAAUAUGUGAAGGAUUUUCGCAGAAAACGUAGUUACCACGUAGCUCGUGUUUUGUUCGGCCAACUGUUGGAAGGAUGCGUGUUUCUCUACGAAAAUACCGUUUCGCAACGAGAUAUGAAGAGUGACAAUAUAUUACUAGAAUUCAAUUGUCCGGACGAAGUGUCCUACACCUGCUGUGUUAUUUUCCCGACUUUCGGCUUGUGUGCUUUAGCAACUGGUAGUUGGACUGUGAAGUACGCAGAUGACACUAUCGAUCUCGGAGGAAACAGGAAAACGAGGGCGCCUGAGAUUGUCAAUGCAAAACCGGGUCCUGAUAGUGUUGUUGAUUUCCGCAUGGCUGAUUCAUGGGCUGCUGGAACUCUUGCCUAUGAGAUAUUCACUAGAGUGAACCCUUUUUACUCUCGUUUGGACAGUGCCACCUACAAAGAAGAACACCUUCCGAAUUUGUCCCCUUUCAUUUCAAAACCAAUUCGUGACAUUGUUCACCACCUUUUGCGAAGAAAUCCCCAAGAGGUAAGAACAGAUGCUUUGCAGUACGUGCAACAAAGGUCCCCAUUUCAGUAG
This is a messenger RNA of Cooperia oncophora, 1122 nucleotides long. The record is from the annotation of a GenBank genome assembly. Lineage: Eukaryota; Metazoa; Nematoda; Chromadorea; Rhabditida; Trichostrongylidae.